Molecule: messenger RNA, 2229 nt
Organism: Malus domestica (apple)
Lineage: Eukaryota; Viridiplantae; Streptophyta; Magnoliopsida; Rosales; Rosaceae
Biological process (GO): transmembrane transport
Molecular function (GO): transmembrane transporter activity
Source: RefSeq, a predicted model, not a curated record
CAAAAGCCGAAAGCCGAACGCCGAAAAGCUAGUUCUUUUUUUACUGAUUUAGCCGUUGAGUUUCAGUUUCUUCGCCUCCAUUUAUCUUCGUUUUCCCCAAUUUUACAUUUUUUUUAGUAUUAUUUCCUUAUUUAAUUUAAUUAAUCGAUUACCAAACCCUGAAAAUUAUUAAACCCCUCCAUUGACCUCCCUCUCCUUCUUCGCCUUGUUCCUCACGCACUCUCUCUCUCUCUGCACGAAAGCCCCUCAAAUUCUCUUUCUCUCCGGCAAUGCGCGUCGUUUUGUCCCUCUCAGCAUGAACAACAUCUGUCACAGCUCCUCCGCCUCCUCCACCUCCACCUCCUCCUCCAUCAACACCGCUGAUCCGAAUGUAGUCUCGAGUCGGAGGAGCGUGGAUGGUGGUCAAGCCCUGGCAGCUGAGCCAUCGCGUCGAUGGCGUGACAUUUUCUGGUUGGGAGUGUUUCUGAUUCAUUUGAUUUUGGUGGGAUGUGCUCUUACGGUUCUGGGGACCAAUAGGUUUAAGAAAACAGAUAGGCUAAACAUAGAUAGGUACACCCAGAGAUUUUUGGAAAAUGAAAGGGGGUUGACGGAGAACUAUUGGCUGCUUUAUGCUCUUGCCGGGGGAGUUGGGACACUUCUUGGUUGGACAUGGUUGUUUUUCCUCCGUUCUCAAGCGACUCACAUGAUGAAGGUUGCGGUUCACAUCUUGACUACUUAUCUUGCUGUGAUUAGUGUUCUAUUGUUCUGGAUGGAACAAUUUUUCUGGGGUGUUGCAUUUGCGAUUGGUGCUGUUUUGCAGUUCAUGUAUGUUCUUUCAAUUGUGGACAGACUUCCCUUUACCAUGCUGGUGCUGCAAGCAGCUGUCAAGAUGGUAUGGAGUCUUCGUGAAGUUAUGAGAGUAGCAUAUGCUUUCAUGCUUAUUAUGCUUUUAUGGAUGGUAUUAUGGUCCUUCGGGGCAGCUGGUGUUGUAGCGUCAAGCAUUGGAGAUGGUGGACGCUGGUGGCUUCUUGUGGUUCUCUCUAUAAGCUUAUUUUGGACGGGUGCAGUACUCUGUAAUACUGUGCAUGUUAUAGUGUCUGGGAUGAUGUUUCUUGUUCUUAUCCAUGGUGGUAGGGAGGCACCAUCAAUGCCUCCAAACUCACUGAUGAAGUCUCUUCGGUAUGCAGUCACAACUUCUUUUGGCAGUAUCUGCUAUGGUUCACUUUUCACAGCUUUCAUUCGGACACUGCGGUGGAAGAUCAGGGGAGUCCGGUCCAAGAUAGGCAACAACGAGUGUCUACUUUGCUGUGUUGAUUUUCUCUUUCAUCUAGUGGAGACUCUUGUCCGUUUCUUUAACAAGUAUGCCUAUGUGCAGAUAGCUGUUUCUGGCAAAGGAUUCAAUCAUUCAGCGAGGGAUGCCUGGGAGUUAUUUCAGUCUACUGGAGUGGAGGCUCUUGUUGCCUACGAUUGUUCAGGUGCGGUUUUAUUGAUGGGAACAGUUUUGGGCGGGCUUAUUACUGGAACUUCCGCCGGGAUCUGGACAUGGAUUAAGUACAGGGACAGAGUGGUUAUGGUGGGGUCCACUGCAAUGUUGAUGGGAAUGGUCUUGAAAACCUUAGCAUGGAUCAUGUAUUUUCAGGUGGGGCUGGCGAUGGUGGUUGUGGAAAGUGCCGUUACAUCUAUUUAUAUUUGUUAUGCAGAAGACCCCUUGUUGAUUCGCAGGUGGGAUGCUGAGUUCUUCAACCAGAUGUCGGAGAUGCUACACCAGCGUCUUCAACAUAGGAGCUCACGAGCGAGGGAAGUGUUGACCCACCAUCACCUUGAUAACCACACACAAGAAACACUCCCCGCCUGAAAAGUUACCUGCGAUAAAACAUGUACACUGUUAUAGGAUCUUUGUCACUCACAAAAGAGGGAAAAUGUGAUAGGUAGAAAAUUUUGUUUGAAGUUAAUUGGUUAGGCAGAGCUAUGACCAUAUAUACGUUCACGUCGUUGGAUUAGAGUUGAGAAGAGAACAAUGAGACUGAGGAAGCAACUCCGUUUUUCCUUGCUCUCAGGCUCUCAAAGGUUCUUCUUCUGAUGGAUUUGUUACUUCCGUUAACCGGAUGUACCCGUUGGAGGUAUCACUUGUUUUUGUUCAUAACUUGGCUUUUUUGUUUUGAUGUCUUGAUUGUAUGUAACUUUUGAAUUAUCAAUUCAUGGAAAGAUAACACUUUGAUUUGCAUUUGUUACAUGCAAUCAAAGAUUGCA